AUGCAUUUUCAACAGAUUUCGUUUUUUCCUUUACUUGCAGCUGUAGCUGUUGAAGGAGCCGCUGUACCAAGCAAAUCUUCAACAGCUACAUCCCCAACCUAUACAGGGCCGGCUGAACCUACCAAUUGGCCAGCACAAAAUGAAAUGGAUGUUGGCCAUAUCAAAUUGCGAGCCGAUACCGAUUCUGAAAAGUGCAUCAUGACAAUCACCAAUGUGUUUGACUGCAGUGGCAAGGCCACAGUGGCCAAAUAUAACACUGAAACCAACGUCUGCGAGCCCACUGUCAAGGGAAUACGUGACAAGGGAAUUGCCAUCACAGGCUGCGAGGAUAGCAAUGCCCACCUGUAUUACGACAUCUGGCCGAGCGAAGAGACCGGCCCCUCCCACGAGAUCUUUUUCAAUAAUAAGUUCGGAAACCACGUGUCCUGGUCUAUGGAUGAUUAUGUGAAUGGCGCUGCUAUUGAUGACGGAAAAGAAUCCUGGAGUGCAAUGUCGGAUCCAACAUUCUAUGAAUGCGACGCAUAUCAAGAACCAAUCGGCCAGGGUGGGUACUAG
Penicillium cosmopolitanum is the source of this 555-nucleotide messenger RNA. RefSeq lists its product as uncharacterized. The transcript has 2 exons. NCBI's taxonomy places the organism in Eukaryota, Fungi, Ascomycota, Eurotiomycetes, Eurotiales, Aspergillaceae. Bases 1 to 555 code for a protein of 184 amino acids. The record is from RefSeq and is a predicted model, not a curated record.